CUAUCACACCUUCAGGACGCGCCCUUCCCCCACGCUCUUUCCGGGCUUCUCCCACUGCGCAGGCGCAGCAGAGAAGCAAGAUGGCGGCCCCCGUGGAUCUGGAGUUGAAGAAGGCCUUCACAGAGCUUCAAGCCAAAGUUAUUGACACUCAGCAGAAGGUGAAACUUGCAGACGUACAGAUUGAACAGCUGAACAGAACGAAAAAGCAUGCACAUCUUACAGAUACAGAGAUUAUGACUUUGGUAGAUGAGACUAACAUGUAUGAAGGUGUAGGAAGAAUGUUUAUUCUUCAGUCCAAGGAGGCAAUUCAUAAUCAGCUGUUAGAGAAACAGAAGAUAGCAGAAGAAAAAAUUAAAGAAUUGGAAGUCAAUUCUACAACAGUUAUUUCUGAGGACCCAGAUGGGGUAGGAGGUAAACUUCCAGAAGGUCUGUUUUACUCCGUGUGUCAUUGUCCUGGAUUCCUGGCAGGCAGUGGUUUCAUUAGAAAAGCAGAUUUCAUCCUGACUCAUCUGCCUCGCAGAAAAAAUCCUAUCUGGAGCGGAGUGUGAAGGAAGCUGAGGACAAUAUCCGGGAGAUGCUGAUGGCGCGAAGGGCACAGUAGGCAGCCUCUCAGGAACCUCUUCUUUCUGAUCCCUGCCAUUCCUGGCGAGGAGCCUGUGUAGAGAAACUGCUCUGCCUGAGGGACAUUUUAUCUGGAUGGUCUAGUAACCUUAUGUUUUAUGCAUGGCCUGGAGCCCCUUUCAAAUCUCAUCCUUCUAUGUUUUAUCCUGGCUCUGCCUGCUACCCUUCUCCCCUGUGGUUGAAUCAUGAACUCCAGGGAAGGGAAGAUGGGAGCCAGGACAGAUAGGGGAGUUCUUCCGGGGCCUACUGCUGGUCACGCCGGUCAGACCAAUAAAAGACAUCUGUCCCACUCUG
Molecule: messenger RNA, 915 nt
Organism: Cervus elaphus (red deer)
Lineage: Eukaryota; Metazoa; Chordata; Mammalia; Artiodactyla; Cervidae
Gene: PFDN1
Product: prefoldin subunit 1
Exons: 6
Coding region: 81-548 (155 amino acids)
Biological process (GO): protein folding
Cellular component (GO): prefoldin complex; cytoplasm
Molecular function (GO): protein folding chaperone
Source: RefSeq, a predicted model, not a curated record